AUGCUGAAUCUAAUUCUGCCUCUCCUCCUCCUCCUCCUCCUCCUCGGCCUCACCGUCGCCGAGGAUGGCCUCCAAGCCUGGCUUCGCUACGCGCCUCUACCAACUGGCCAUGAUCUUCCCGCUCUUCCUUCGCGAAUUGUCACGCUCAAUGGCAGCACUUCCAGUCCCGUCUUCACCGCUGGCAGAGAGCUUCAGAAAGGUCUCCUAGGAAUCUUCUCUAAGCACGUUGCCAUUGGCGAAGCUAGUCGGGAGAAUACCUCCGCUGUUGUGGUCGGCACUGUGGACCAGUAUAGCUCCAUCUACAACAGCACUGCCGAGGAUAGCCAUCCCCUUGAAGAUGGCUUCUCGCUGAGAGUGCAAGGCGACACUGUUCGGAUUCUUGGCCAGAACGAGAGAGGUGCACUGUACGGAGCGUUUGAAUAUCUUUCGAUGCUUGCGCAGGGCAACUUCUCAAACGUCAAUUACACCUCGAAUCCAGCAGCGCCAAUCAGAUGGACGAAUGAAUGGGACAAUAUGGAUGGUAGUAUUGAAAGGGGCUUCGCCGGAGCAUCCAUUUUCUUCAGCAACGGCAGCAUUGUGGCCAACUUGACUCGCGCGGCUGAGUACGCCCGACUUCUCGCUUCGAUUCGUGUCAAUGCGGUGGUCGUUAACAACGUCAACGCGAACUAUACGACACUCUUGUCGGAUAACAUCGAUGGACUGGGCAGGAUUGCGGAUGUCUUCCGGCCGUACGGUGUACAAUUGGGAUUGAGCCUGUACUUCGCCUCGCCAGCCAAUCUCACUAAUAUCGCAACUUUUGAUCCUCUGAAUCAACAAGUCGUCGAUUUCUGGCAUAACAAGACAGCCGAAAUAUACGAGCGCAUUCCAGACAUGGCUGGAUACCUUGUCAAAGCAAACAGUGAGGGCCAGCCCGGUCCCAUCACCUACAAUCGCACGCUUGCGGAAGGUGCAAAUUUGUUUGCUAAGGCGUUACAGCCAUACGGUGGCGUCCUCAUGUUCCGCGCUUUUGUAUACGAUCAGCUGAACGAGUCCAACUGGUACGCGGAUCGAGCCAAAGCGGCCGUUGACUACUUCAAGCCUCUGGAUGGUGACUUUGAUGAGAAUGUGGUCGUCCAGAUCAAAUAUGGACCCAUUGACUUCCAAGUCCGAGAGCCAGCAUCGCCGCUAUUUGCAAACUUGCGCAACACAAGCACGGCAAUAGAGCUGGAAGUGGCUCAAGAAUAUCUGGGACAGCAGUGUCACCUCGUAUAUCUUCCACCGCUUUGGAAGACUGUUACAGACUUCGACUUACGUAUUGACAACUUCAGCUCAGUCGUACGCGACGUCAUGACUGGAAAGCAUUUCAAACGGCCCCUUGGUGGCUCCGCCGCAGUGGUGAAUGUCGGCCAGAACAGCACCUGGCUGGGCAGUCACCUCGCCAUGUCAAAUCUGUAUGCCUACGGGCGCUUGGCGUGGACCUGGAAUCUUGAGCCCGAAGACAUCCUCCGCGAUUGGAUACGUCUCACCUUUGGUCACAACCAAAAGGUACUCGAUACCAUCGCCGACAUGAGUAUGGCUUCUUGGCCUGCGUAUGAGAGCUACAGCGGCAAUUUAGGAAUCCAGACGCUCACGGACAUCCUAUAUACGCAUUUCGGGCCAAAUCCGCAAAGUCAAGACAAUAACGGCUAUGGACAAUGGACUCGCGCUGACGCCAACACAAUCGGAAUGGAUCGUACUGUCUCAAAUGGUACGGGCUACGCAAGCCAGUACCCGGCCGAGGUGGCCAGCAUGUACGAAGACAUUGCCACCACCCCCGAUAAUCUACUCUUGUGGUUUCAUCACGUCAAUUACACGCACCGCCUACACUCCGGCCAAACGGUCAUUCAACACUUCUACGAUGCACACUACAACGGCGCGCGAAUAGCGAACGGCUUCGUAUCGCAGUGGGAAUCCUUGCUAGGUCUCAUCGAUGAUCAGAGGUUUGAUGAUGUCCUGUUCAGACAGAUCUACCAAGCAGGCCAUUCCCUAGUCUGGAGAGAUGCGAUCGUGAACUUCUACCACAAUCGCUCUAGCAUUUCCGACGAGGCGGGUCGAGUCGGAUUCCAUCCCUAUCGCAUUGAAGCUGAAUCCAUGAACUUGACGAAUUACAAGAUCUACGACGUCUCUCCCUUUGAAACAGCUUCGGGAUCUAAAGCUAUUGUGACUACCUCUAAUAGCACUACCGGCAUCGCCACCACUGUACUUCCUUUCGACUCGGGGAUCUAUGAUGUUGCAGUCAACUACUAUGACACGUAUGGUGGAAACAGCAGCUAUUCUCUCAGCAUCUCGAAUCGUACGAUCGGGACUUGGACUGCUGACAUUGUCGAUACGGGAAAGCUUGGGCAUACGCCUUCUAUUUAUCUGGAUGGGCAUUCUGCUACUAGGAUUACGUUUCGGGAUGUGCAGGUUCAAAAGGGGGAUGUUUUGAGGUUGGAAGGGAGGCCGAGUGGCAUUGAGCCUGCGCCUGUGGAUUAUGUUGCUGUUUUGCCGAAAGGGGUUGUGGACUAG
Lecanosticta acicola is the source of this 2526-nucleotide messenger RNA. NCBI's taxonomy places the organism in Eukaryota, Fungi, Ascomycota, Dothideomycetes, Mycosphaerellales, Mycosphaerellaceae. The record is from the annotation of a GenBank genome assembly.